Rubroshorea leprosula is the source of this 719-nucleotide messenger RNA. The record is from the annotation of a GenBank genome assembly. Lineage: Eukaryota; Viridiplantae; Streptophyta; Magnoliopsida; Malvales; Dipterocarpaceae.
AACUUUUUUUUUUGAGAAAUAACGAGAUUGUUGCAUUACAAAGACCGCCAAACGGCAUCUACAAAGAUAAUAAACAAUAAAAUUACAUCUGGAACGAAAGGAUCAGAGCAGACCCAUACACAGAGGCCGAAGGGAGGUGCACUUUGACACUCGAACAACCACUAAGGACCCGGUGACACCACCGCCUUUGGUCGAGCGAUCCAAACGGGACACCCUUCAAUCUACCCUUGGAGAAGUUGCGCCAGGCUCCAGGAUGCCGCGGCGGGAAACCGAGCGGCGGCGGCGGCGAUCACCCGGAAGCAGCAGCCGGUCGCGAUGGACGCCAGAUCUGGAACUCCCGCGAGCGCCGCCACAGAUCAGCCGGAAGAGGGGAGGGCCGCCGGAUCUGUACAAACACAACCAAGAAACAGCAAAACAACCAAGCAAACCCACCCAAAAACAGAAAAAGAAACUGAAAAAGCAAAAGCCACCAGAGGGGCCAACAAAACCGACAGGCCUCGAGGGCCAUCGGAGCACGGAGCACAGGGGCUCCACCAUGCUUGAGCAGCCGGGGGGCCCGACAGCUCAAGCAUCAAAACGCGGAAGCCUGAGGGCUUCCGACCAAAACAGAGGGUCGCCGAUAAGGGAGGUCAGGAGCACUGUCAUUAACUUUCACUAUUUGUGUCUUCUUGGCCAUUAAGUACCCUGCAACCUUUUUGUAAUAAAUUAAUAUAUAUUUG